AUGCCUCAAACGCGAUCUCAUGACCAGAAAACCGAAGAUCGAGGCGAUGCGCCAGCCGCCUCCAACGCAACGCAACGGCACCUGGUUCCAGACAAUGCACAGCAUAUGCCAGAAUAUCCAGCGAUCGAUUUGCAGAGCCACCAAAUUAGAAUCUUACAUCUCCUCCCAGCAACGUACAACGACCCUUUGCGCUGUGUCUUAAGCACUGAAUUUCUCGAUGCAGGCCCUAGAUACCAAGCGCUGUCAUACGUAUGGGGAGAUCCUCUCGACUGCCGUUCUAUUGAGGUUGAUGGUAGACAAAGAAAUGUCACAGUCAACCUGUUCAACGCUCUUCGGCGAUUGAGAUACCCAAAAAGCGAGCGACGUCUCUGGGUGGACGCGCUAUGCAUUAAUCAAGAUAAUGAUGUCGAGAAGUCCCAUCAAGUCAAGCUAAUGAGCAAAAUCUACACGCGCACGACGGAAGCAAUACUCUGGUUAGGCGACUUCUCUGACGGGAUUAAUGCGACACCUAACUGUAUCCCUCGUGAGAAAGUCAUGAAGGCUUUCGAUUUACUCAAAUUUAUGGCCAGAGACUCUUAUGGCUGUGCCGCGGCGGACAGUGACCCAAAAACGGAAUUAUUCAGUGGCGGCUAUACUGCUUUGUCUUGUUUGGUCCAAUUACCUUGGUGGCAUCGCGCCUGGACCGUGCAGGAAACAGUUCUUCCUGCAGAUGCCACCGUGGUAUGCGGUACAGAACAAUUGUCAUUUUCUUUGUUUGUAGCGGCGCAUAACAACUCCCUUGAUCACUACUUCCUCAAUUGCUGCAAGCGGGUUGUUGUCCCCGGCUCGUUCUGGGGCCAUCUGCAGAAACUCGUCUAUGCUAAGGAAUGUCUCCGAGAAAAGAUACUAUUCAUGGGCAAUGUGUUGAAUGAUUUCAGGGACCGAAAGGCAUCUGACCCGAGGGAUAAGAUGUAUGCCUAUUUUGGACUUGGAAGUAACAUCUCGGCAGAUUAUACCCUACCACAUGAAGAGGCUUUCACCCUUGGGGUGAGAUCCCUCAUCGAAGAGUUCGGUACACUUGAGAUUAUACUAAGAGCCCCCGAGGUUAACCGUUCUCUAAGUCUACCGACUUGGGUUCCUGACUGGUCUGCCGACAUUGACAGCCAAAGUCAUAGCCUUGAGCUAGCCUGGUAUUAUCUGUACAGGCUUUACGCUGCCUGUGGAGAUGAAAAAACGCAAACCAGGAUAUCGUAUUCGCAUAGGGUCUUGGACCUACGAGGCUUGAUUUUGGAACCGAUCAUAGAACUGGGAGAUGUUAUGGAUAGUGUUGACAGCAUGAAGAAAAUGGUCCAUAGGUGGCAGGCCCUGUCAGGCGACGAGUACCCUCAAGGGGGAACAUACCAGGAAGCGUCAUGGCGUACAUUAAUGUGCGAUACGAGCCAUGGAAAGGGCCUUUACGAACGACUUGGAAAAAGAGCUAAUGCGGAAGCAAUGGUCCUCAACGAAUUCGAGCAAAUCCCCAGUGGCGUCAGCCUCAAAGCUUUCAACAAGAAGGGGUUUAUUUCAGAGACUGGUAUGAUUGGAAUUAGCAAUCUUGACAUUAAAGUAGGGGACUUCAUCUCUGUCUUGAAUGGAGGCAAAAUGCCUUUUAUACUACGACAGAUCCGGAGUGAAGAAGGUGGUGUUGCUUAUCAGUAUAUUGGACAAGCCUAUGUGCAUGGGAUUAUGGAUGGUGAGAUUAUGGAUAAAAGUCCACAGUUCGAGUGGAUUAGCCUUAUUUAA
Fusarium subglutinans is the source of this 1761-nucleotide messenger RNA. RefSeq names its product heterokaryon incompatibility (het-6OR allele). NCBI's taxonomy places the organism in Eukaryota, Fungi, Ascomycota, Sordariomycetes, Hypocreales, Nectriaceae. Bases 1 to 1761 code for a protein of 586 amino acids. The transcript has a single exon. The record is from RefSeq and is a predicted model, not a curated record.